UUGCUGGAAGGGAAGUGGAACAGCCAGGACACAAACCAGCUCCCAUAUGGGAUCCAGGCGCAUGCAAUGUGAGGACUUUAGCCACUACGCUAUUACACCUGGUCCCAUAGAGUGCUUUUAACAUCCAGAGAUGCUACAAUGUAGAGAUUGGAGUUUGUCUUUUAUCAUCCCUCAAGUUAAAGGGUACAAAUUAUCAGUGGAAUAGAAAUGAGUCAUGAUGAAACUGUUAUCUCUUGCAGUCUUGCCAUCUUUUGAGACCGAGACAUGAGUUGGAUGUUCCUCAGAGACCUUCUAAGCAGAGUAAAUAAGUACUCAACUGGGAUUGGGAGGAUAUGGCUGGCUGUUGUGUUCAUCUUCCGUUUACUGGUCUACAUAGUAGCAGCAGAGCAUGUCUGGAAAGAUGAACAAAAAGAAUUUGAAUGCAACAUUAGACAGCCCGGUUGUGAAACGUGUUUUGACCACUUCUUCCCCAUACCCCAGGUUAGACUUUGGGCCUUACAGCUGAUCAUGGUUUCCACACCUUCUCUUCUGGUAGUUCUACAUGUAUCCUAUCAUGAGGGGAGAGGAAAAAAGCACAAAAAGAAACUCUUGAGUCCAGGUACAAUGAAUGGGGGCCUAUGGUACACUUACGUCACCCUCAUUGUUAAAACUGGUUUUGAAAUUGGCUUCCUCGUUUUAUUUUAUAAGCUCUAUGAUGGCUUGGAGUGUGAUUUGAAGCCUUGUCCUAACACUGUAGACUGUUUCAUCUCUAAACCCACUGAGAAAACCAUCUUCAUCCUCUUUUUGAUCGUCACUUCAUGCUUGUGCAUUGUGUUGAAUUUCAUUGAACUGAGCUUUUUGGUUCUUGAGUGCUUCAUUAAGGGCUAUAUCAAAAAUAUCUUAAAAUCCUUAAGUCCUCAGUGUGUGAAUGUCAUAACUUCAAAUACGGUGCAUGUAGUGAGAUGGCAGCCCCUGCUCUACUCCAGAAUCAGCAGUUAGGCUUUGUGACAAGCACACUUCGACAACCCGAAGCAAAGCUAUUUUGUGACACACAAGAGGGUUAAACACAGAAACUAUGCAUCUAUCUGAAACAAAGAUCUUAACUGGAUCAGAGAAAUAAGUGGUAUUAGACUUAAUAUCUUUUGGGAGAAACAUCUUUCAAGUUUCACUAUGCUCUCAGUUGUGAAUAGUAGACCAACAUUUCACUUUUUC
Molecule: messenger RNA, 1191 nt
Organism: Ochotona princeps (American pika)
Lineage: Eukaryota; Metazoa; Chordata; Mammalia; Lagomorpha; Ochotonidae
Gene: GJB7
Product: gap junction protein beta 7
Biological process (GO): cell communication
Cellular component (GO): connexin complex
Source: RefSeq, a predicted model, not a curated record